Messenger RNA from Rubroshorea leprosula, 537 nucleotides. NCBI's taxonomy places the organism in Eukaryota, Viridiplantae, Streptophyta, Magnoliopsida, Malvales, Dipterocarpaceae. The record is from the annotation of a GenBank genome assembly.
GAUGAUGAAGAUGAUUGCAGAAGCGGCUUAAAGGAGAUGGAGAUGAUUGCAGAAGGGGCGGAGAAGAACUGGGGCUGGGAUCAAGAAACGACGUCAUUUUUGGUUGGGACUCCAAUUUUUUUUGGGAGAAGAAAAGGAAGGAUUAGGUUGAUCAUCAUUAACUGUGUUUGAAAACCCAUGUCUCUGAGUCUUUAUUGUGGCGACAACGUCCGAGUCUUUAUUGUGGCGACAACGGUGGCGAGACAACCAAAGAUUGACAGUAAACGAGCUCCUUGUUUUGGAGACCUUGUCACCUUGUCAGAUAGGUCGGAGGUGUGUUUCAUGAGGGCCACCGCCAGAUCCUCCUCCGAAUCAAAGACGCUCACCAUCUUCCCUUCACUUUUCUCUAUCACCAUCCUUGUGUCUGCGACCGUCGCCUUCGUUCUGCACCCAAACCCCUUGAUUUCGUGUCGACAACAGAAGCCCUUCGAAAACCGCCAUGCUUGCAAGGGUUUUCAACGCUGUCGGCCUUGAGACCAAUGAAGCGUAGUACGAAAU